CUGAAUUCAGUGUUGCGUGUGUCGCGCCGCGCGUGCGACAAAAAAACUGCGGGAAGCGAGCUGUCAGUGAAAAUCGGCGCCAAUUACAACUGUCAAUUCGUAAAAAAUGAAGUGAAAUUUAAAAAUGCUAUCUACCCUAUUUUAAUUAAGUAUAUAAUUUUAAAAUUGUGAAUCGUGAUAAAUAAGAACGGUAAAUAAAAUGUGAUUGGUAAAUUACAUUUCUUUGAAAAAUACGAUUUGUGUAUAUUUUCGCGCACAUUUUUGUAAAUAAAUAUCCUUAAUAAUAUUUUAAAAUCUAGUCAAUAUUGCGUUUUAAAUAAUUGUACUUUAACAACAACAAAAAAAGUGUCAGAAUGAGUUACAAGGUGUACGACAAUUAUAAUUUCGAUUACGAAAAAUCGAAUCAAACGGACAAAGACGAGGACGAGUGUUGUGAGGACGUAAAAAAAGAAACGAGGUUAGAUAAAGUCGAGGAGAACGAAGAGGAACACAUACAGCAUGUUCUGGGCCCGAGCAAAAGAUGCUUAGCCUGGGCCUGCAAGGCCUGCAAGCGCAAAACCGCAGCAGUCGACAGAAGAAAAGCAGCGACUUUGCGGGAAAGGCGAAGAUUGAGAAAAGUAAACGCAGCGUUCGAAGAGCUCCGUGUCCGGGCGCGAGCGGGCAGCGGCCGCCUGCCCAAGCUGGAGAUUCUUCGCGCCGCCAUACAACACAUAGAGCGGCUACAGUCCGCGCUCAGAGCCGCCGCCGCUCUGGAGUCAGACAGCUAUAAGAGCUACGUGGAGGCGCCCGCGCCGCGCCCGCAGGGGGAGAUCAAGGAUUCGAGAACUCCCAAUGUCGAUAAGGACAAACCGUUCUUCAGUGGUGAACCAAGUGGUUACGGGCUCAACAGCUUGGCUCGGCUGCGGGGCAUCGUGCAGGCGCUCGCCACAGCCGAUACUGCGUGACGAAUGUUCGUCAAAGGGAAUCUACACGCGCGGCGCGUAGCUGUUUGUAAUAUGAGAAUGUUGAAAAUCGCCGUAGAGGUUUGCUGUAUGUACAUUGAUAAUUGAAUCAAUUAUUUGUUAUUGAUCCAUCGUGCUCAAGGAUAUUUGUGAUUUUUAUUUUUAUCUUAGACUUGAAAGUAUGUCAGCUAUGUCUCGAGUUAACGUAAACGUAACCCCCAGAUCAAAGUACUUAUUACUGUAGGAGUAUAUACUUAAAGAACAUAAUAUAUUAUUUAGACUAGGAAAAAUAUAAUUUCUUACUGUAAUAGACAUGUCCACUUAACACCAAAGAUAAUUUUAAAGGUAAAUAGAGGAUUAAAUAUUUCGAACUUUUUCAUUUUAAAUUUUCUUCUUGGUGCUGUACCUAAU
Aricia agestis (brown argus) is the source of this 1352-nucleotide messenger RNA. RefSeq names its product transcription factor SUM-1 (gene nau). Gene Ontology annotation, molecular function: DNA-binding transcription factor activity, RNA polymerase II-specific; protein dimerization activity; RNA polymerase II cis-regulatory region sequence-specific DNA binding. Gene Ontology annotation, biological process: positive regulation of myoblast differentiation; regulation of transcription by RNA polymerase II; muscle organ development. Bases 354 to 944 code for a protein of 196 amino acids. The transcript is spliced from 4 exons. The record is from RefSeq and is a predicted model, not a curated record. Lineage: Eukaryota; Metazoa; Arthropoda; Insecta; Lepidoptera; Lycaenidae.